This is a messenger RNA of Dujonia railenensis, 498 nucleotides long. The record is from the annotation of a GenBank genome assembly. NCBI's taxonomy places the organism in Eukaryota, Fungi, Ascomycota, Pichiomycetes, Serinales, Debaryomycetaceae.
AUGGGCUGGUUCGGUGGAAGUUCCCCAAGUAAAGUUUCGAGUGUUACUGAAGUUCCUCGGAGUGAAAAUCCAAUGUACCUUGAAGAUUUACCACCCAAGUUCGAAGACAAUGAAACAGUCCCAUUGAAGAAGGCACCUCAACCUACAUACACCAAUGUGCUAUCUACUAUUAAAAUGUCAGAUUUCGCACCUUCUAAAAUGGUGAUGAUACCAUGUUUCCGCGAAGCCAUGCUAACUGGGUUUCAAGCUAUGGGUGUCUUGGGAGUUGUAACAUUUUUGAUACACAAGAAUACGAGCAGGGCAUUCAAUUGGUCCAUGGGUGGGUUCUUCUUAGGAAAUAUUGUUGGGUGGGAGCAAUGUAGAUCAAUCAGAAGAAAGUCGUUUCAGACCAUGGAAAAGGCACGUCAAGUGAACCAGGAAAAGAACGCAAAGAAGCUUAAGGGAUUAGAUACUGGAAAUGGUGUGGAAGAAUGGGAGAAGCUACAAGGCAAGAAAUAG